AUGGCUAUCCUGAACACCAUCACUGACGUCUUGGGCCCUCUGCCCGAGACUUUCCAAGGCCGUUUGGUGGCUUUGGUUGUUGCCUACACUGGCUUUUCACUCCUGUACAUGUUAUUCCUGGUCAUUUACCGAUUGACCUUCCAUCCUCUGGCUCCCUUUCCGGGGCCUUUUCUCUGCCGUAUCUCGUGGCUAUAUCAGAUGUAUUUUGAAGCCAUCAGGGGAGGGAAGAUGCUAGAGAGGCUUCCAGGUCUUCACGAAAAAUAUGGUCCUAUCGUGAGAAUCAACCCCAACGAGGUACACAUCAAAGAUCCUCAAGUCUUUCAUGAAAUCUACGGCCAGAAGACAAAGUUUACAAAGGACCCCUUUGCCUACUCAUUUGGCGUGCCAACUGCUAUUAACGUGCUGCUGGACCCCAUUGUUCACCGCCAGAGGCGCGAGAUGCUCAACCCAUCUUUCUCCAAGCGCCGUAUUAACAUGUUGGAAGAUCUCAUGUACGAGGAACUUGGCAGAGUAUUUGAAAAGAUCACCGAGUUUGUGAACCAAGGAAAAGUCAUCCCAAUUCAGGAGGCUUACUACUGCUAUGCUGGAGAUAUCAUCUCAAGAGUCAUUUUUGGAAAGUGUCUCAAUUUGAUUGAGAUGCCAGACUUUGCUACGGAUAAAAUCGAGGAGAUCCGUGGCUUCACCAAGGGAGUCUGGAUUUCCAUUCAUUUUGGCGCCAUUCGUAACUUGAUGAUGAAUAUGCCUCAAUGGCUUGUUAGGAUGAUGAACGAGUCUUGGGUGGGAAUAAUUGACUUCACUGAAGCAGAAGCAUCUCAGGCCAUAACGGACUACCACAUGGAGGGCCGUGAGCCGAAGUCAGCAAAAGAUGAGACAAUAUUUGACCGUCUCCUUGAUGCAAAUCAAAAGAGCGAGAAAGAAAGAGGCAUCAAGUCGAAAUUUGGUCUCAAGGAACUAACUGAUGAAGGCGUCUCACUACUGAUUGCCGGCCUCGAGACGACUGCCACUACAAUCACAUAUGCCACUUAUUACUUUCACAAAUAUCCACAUGUACAGUCUCGCAUCAUGGCCGAGUUGAAUAGCAUCAAAUUGGAUGAGAAUGGGCGCAUGCCAAUUCAGCAGAUCGAAGCGCAGCCAUACUUUGUGGGCUUCAUCAAAGAGACGCUUCGCUUUUCUCAUGGCAUUCCCGGUCGAUUGACCCGGGUUGUCCCUCGCGGUGGUUUAACUGUGCCUUCUGCUGGCAAGACCAUUCCUGCUGGUUCAGUCGUCGGAAUGAGUCACCUCAUGAUUCACAUGGAUCCAGAUCUAUUUGAUUCUCCCCAGGAGUUCAAGCCUGAGCGUUGGCUCGAGGACGGAGGAUUAGAUCACUGGCUUGUCUCAUUUUCCAAGGGUACUCGGGACUGCAUCGGGAAAAACCUUGCGUUCACGGAGAUGCAUCUAAUCCUUGCCAACAUUUUCACGACCUAUGAUAUUGAGCUAUGUCCUGGUAGUGAUGAGGCCAUGGUAAUGACCGAUCGUGCUAUUGCGCGGCCUACGAGCAACUUGAGAGUCACGGCUAAGUUGAAGGCACGAACUGUAUGA
Molecule: messenger RNA, 1578 nt
Organism: Fusarium musae
Lineage: Eukaryota; Fungi; Ascomycota; Sordariomycetes; Hypocreales; Nectriaceae
Exons: 7
Coding region: 1-1578 (525 amino acids)
Molecular function (GO): iron ion binding; monooxygenase activity; oxidoreductase activity, acting on paired donors, with incorporation or reduction of molecular oxygen
Source: RefSeq, a predicted model, not a curated record